Sander lucioperca (pikeperch) is the source of this 2461-nucleotide messenger RNA. It is a transcript of the gene slc45a3, whose product is annotated as solute carrier family 45 member 3. Gene Ontology annotation, molecular function: sucrose:proton symporter activity. NCBI's taxonomy places the organism in Eukaryota, Metazoa, Chordata, Actinopteri, Perciformes, Percidae. Gene Ontology annotation, cellular component: membrane. Bases 400 to 2112 code for a protein of 570 amino acids. The record is from RefSeq and is a predicted model, not a curated record. The transcript is spliced from 6 exons.
GCAGGAUUAAAAAAAAGAGUCAGACUCUCGAGCAUAGAGUUGAAGCAGGUGGUUAAAAGAGUCAGUGCAGAUAUGCUCUGCAAGUGAGUGGAGUGCGUUGAUCGGCUAAAGAGUGUGAGCAGCCUUUAAAAUAGAUUAGAUGCUCAAUUUUCAGCAAUGCAAAGUCUGUAGGUGGACCAUUUGAGCUUCGCUUCUUUGGCCGAUCCAGAAUGCUGAGAAGAGGAUGAAUCCUCCAGGUCAUCUGAGACAUCCACGUGUCUUUGCUGCUGUCCCUCCCCGACAGCCCUCUUGUCCCACUGGGGCACCAUCUGCCACCCCACGCUGCCCCCCUUGCCCCUACCCCUGCCCCCAGUAGUGGCCAUCACAGAGCAGAGGAAAGGCGAGCCAGCCCCUGUAAAUAUGCCUGGAUGGAGGUCUCAGUGGCGUCUUGUCCUGCUGAACUCCCUGACCUGUGGCCUGGAGAUCUGCGUGGCAGCUGGGAUCACAUACGUGCCCCCACUGCUUCUGGAGGCUGGAGUGGAGGAGCGCUACAUGACCAUGGUGCUAGGGAUUGGUCCAGUGCUCGGCCUGCUGUUCAUCCCUCUGAUUGGCUCAGCCAGUGACCACUGCAACAGCAGUUACGGCAGACGACGGCCGUUUAUCUGGCUGCUGUCUUCAGGAGUCCUUCUGGCACUAUUCAUCAUUCCCAACGCUGACGUUCUGGCCGCGCGCCUUUUCUGGGGUGGGCGCACCUUCCAGGUGGGCUUCCUUAUCCUUGGGGUGGGGCUCCUUGACUUUUGUGGACAGGUGUGCUUCACCCCACUGGAGGCUCUUCUGUCGGACCUGUAUCGGGACGAGGAGGACUGCAGCCAAGCCUUCGCCAUGUUCUCCUUCAUGGUCAGCCUGGGAGGCUGCGUCGGCUAUCUGCUCCCAGCGCUGGACUGGAGUCGCAGCCUGCUCUCCGUUUACCUAGGAGGCCAGGCCGAGUGCCUCUUCUCCCUGCUCAUCCUCAUCUUCAUCACCAGUGUGCUCAUCACCAUGAAGGUGUCCGAGGAGCCCUUGUGUGCCAGCAGCGGCAUGGCGGGCUCUGGAUCUUUACUGGAGUCGGGAGCCGUGGCGAUAGAGGCCGGCCGAUACGGUGUGCCGCGCUCAUGCUGCUACCUGCUGAAGUGCAAGCUGAGGCUGCUGAAGUCGGGACCCUUGCUGUGCCUGUUGAGGACGUGCUGGUCCAUGACCCCGGCCAUCUACAGGAGCUACUGCCACGUCCCGCGCGUUAUGAGGCAGCUGUGUGUGGCUCAGCUCUGCAGCUGGAUGGCUGUCAUGUCUUUUAUGCUUUUCUACACAGACUUUGUGGGGGAAGGCCUGUACGAGGGCGUGCCCAGCGCAUUACCAGGAAGUGUGUCCAAGCAAAGAUACGAUGAAGGUAUCCGUAUGGGCAGUCUGGGCCUGUUCCUGCAGUGUGCUACCUCAACCUUCUUCUCCCUGGUCAUGAGUCGUUUGGUUCGCCAUUUUGGCUCGCGGUGGGUCUACAUGAGCAGUAUGGUGAGCUUCACGGUCUCUGCUUUGGUCAUCUGCCUGUCCAAAAGUGUGGUCUUGGUCACUGUAAUGGCGUCCCUCACUGGCUACGCGUACGCCACACUGCAGACUCUGCCCUACACACUCACCUGCCACUACCACAAGGACAAAGAGGUCUAUAUGCCAAAAAGGAAAACCAAAAGCGUGCAUAAAAAUGGUAUUACAACCAAGCGGGACACUGUGUAUUUGACUCCUGUGGAAGAGGAGGGCGGAGUGAACCACAAAACGGGGACUCCCUACGGGCAUGCCUUCUUAAGCCAGGACAGUCAUGAGUACUACCCGGGUCCACACAGCCAGAACGGCUCAUCUCACAGCUCCGGUGGCACCGAACAGGACGAAGCUGAUUCGGGGUAUGAGAAACGUGGUGUUGGUUUGGACUUUGCCAUCUUAGACAGCACCUUCCUACUAUCUCAGGUUUUCCCCACCCUCUUCAUGGGCAUGAUCGUUCAGUUCGCACAGUCCGUCACUGCCUAUAUUGCCUGCUCGGCCAUCUUUGGGGCUGUCGCCAUCUACUUAGCCAGUCAAAUCAUCUUUGACCAAAAGGACCUCAAAAGCUAAGAAAAAAUGUGGAAAGCGUUGGAAUCACAAAGAAUCUAUCAAUCAUUCAGGUUCUAUGGGCGGAACUCAACAAUGCACUACUGUUUCCAGAAUGCCUUGCUCUAGUACUGUGGCUUUGCAAAUUUUGAAAGCUCUGCGUUAGGGAAGUGUGUGUGAGGUUAUGAGAUAAAGUGGUUAACGAAAGAAAAUGAAACGAUGGAAGGAUGCGUGUUAUCUGCCAAUGAUGUGCAGUUUCCUAGUUAGGCUGCAUUCACACCAAGUCAAGUGUUGCGGUGAAAACGCCAGUCCUCCCAUUACUUUGAAUGUGGGUGGUGCGUUUAUUCUGUGGCGGUGGGGACCGCAGGGGAUG